Messenger RNA from Pseudoliparis swirei, 12495 nucleotides. RefSeq names its product CUB and Sushi multiple domains 3a (gene csmd3a). The coding region runs from base 22 to 10533 and encodes 3503 amino acids. The transcript has 69 exons. The record is from RefSeq and is a predicted model, not a curated record. NCBI's taxonomy places the organism in Eukaryota, Metazoa, Chordata, Actinopteri, Perciformes, Liparidae. Gene Ontology annotation, biological process: regulation of dendrite development.
GCGCAGGGCAGAGCCGCGAGGAUGAAGACCGGGCUGGUGCUUUGGAAUCUCAUCUUCUCUCUGAUGUUCACAUGUGUGAGAGGUUUUAUCCAUACUUGCGGAGGCACUUUGAAGGGAAGGAAUGGGACGAUCGAAAGCCCCGGCUUCCCAUACGGAUAUCCAAAUGGAGCCAACUGUACCUGGGUGAUCGUUGCAGAGGAGGGGAGCAGGAUUCAUAUAGUUUUUCAAUCUUUCGCUGUGGAGGAGGAAUACGACUUUUUAUCUUUGUACGACGGGCAUCCGCACCCGGCGAACUUCAGGACGAGGCUAACGGGAUUCACCAUGCCGCCGCCUGUGACCAGUUCUGGCUCCAUCUUCUCGCUGAGGCUUACCAGUGACUUUGCAGUAAGCGCCCAUGGAUUUAAGGUGGCUUAUGAAGAGCUGAGGAGCAGCUCGUGUGGGAACCCGGGCGUUCCCCCCAAAGGCAUCCUGAACGGGACGCAGUUCAACGUCGGCCACAAGAUCCGCUACCGCUGCGUCACCGGCUACGUCCUGGACGGCCACUCGCUGCUCACCUGCGUGACGACGGCAGCCGGCGUGUCGGUGUGGGACUUCCCCGUGCCGAUCUGCAGAGCGGAGGACAUGUGCGGCGGCACCCUGCGGGGCCCCAGCGGCCUCAUCUCCAGCUUGGACGUGCCCAGCGGGGCCUCCGCGGGGGGCCUGGGCAGCAGCGGCGAGUGCAGGUGGACCGUCCUGGCCGAGCCGGGGGACACCAUCUCCCUCGUGUUCACCGAGUUCCAGAUGGAGGAGAAGCUGGACUACCUGGAGGUGGAGGGAUCCGAACCGACAACCAUCUGGGUAACUGGGAUGAACAUCCCGGCGCCCAUCAUCAGCACCAAGAACUGGCUGCGGCUGCACUUUGUGACGGAGAGCAGCCACCGGCACAAAGGCUUCAGGGCGCAGUACCAAGUGAAGAGCUCCGGAGAGCUUAAAUCCAGAGGCGUCAAGCUCUUCCCGGGAAAGGACAACAGCAACAAGCUGUCUCUGAUGAACGAAGGAGGAGUCAAGCAGGUGCCGAACUACUGUCCUGACCCGGGGGAGACGGAGAACGGCAAACGGGUCGGCUCCAACUUCAGCGUCGGGGCCACGGCUCAGUUCACCUGUGACGAGGACCACGUGCUGCAGGGCUCCAAGACCAUCACCUGCCAGCGCGUGGCCGAGGUGUUCGCCGCCUGGAGCGACCACCGGCCGGUCUGCAAGGUGAAGACAUGCGGCUCCAACCUUCAAGGACCUUCUGGGACCUUCACGUCCCCCAACUUCCCCAUUCAGUACGAGAGCAACUCCCAGUGUGUGUGGAUCAUCACCGCCAGCGACCCCACCAAGGUCAUCCAGAUCAACUUCGAAGAGUUUGACCUGGAGAUCGGCUACGACUCGCUGACCACUGGAGACGGAGGGGGAGUAGGAGACUCCAAGACAAUAAUACAAGUGCUGACGGGGAGCUUUGUUCCAGACCUGAUCGUCAGCCUGUCCCAUCAGAUGUGGCUCCACCUGCAGUCAGAUGAGAGCGUGGGCUCCAUCGGCUUCAAGAUCAACUACAAAGAGAUAGACAAGGAGAGUUGUGGAGACCCGGGUACUCCCCUGUACGGGUACCAGGAGGGCAGUGGCUUCCUGAAUGGGAACGUUCUCCGGUUUGAGUGCCAGUUCGGCUUCGAGCUGAUCGGAGAGAAGACGAUCAGCUGCCAGAGCAACAACCAGUGGUCGGCCAACAUCCCCAUGUGCAUCUUCCCCUGCUUCUCCAACUUCACGGCCCCCAUGGGAACGGUGCUGUCCCCCGACUACCCCGAGGGCUACGGCAACAACCUGAACUGUGUGUGGAUCAUCAUCUCUGAGCCGGGCUCCAGAAUCCACCUGGCCUUCAACGACUUUGACCUGGAGCCGCCCUACGACUUCCUCACCAUCAAAGACGGGGAUCGGUCCGGGGCCACGAUACUCGGACGCUUCUCGGGGGCCGAAGUCCCGUCGCACCUGACGUCCGACAGCAACGUCCUGCAGCUGGAGUUCCAGGCGGAUCACUCCAUGUCCGGACGGGGGUUCAACAUCACCUACAGCACUUUCGGGCGUAAUGAGUGCCCCGACCCCGGCAUACCGCUGAAUGCCAGGCGCUUCGGGGACAGCUUCCAACUGGGUAGCUCCAUCUCAGUGGUGUGUGAGGAGGGCUUCAUCAAGACGCAGGGGGCCGACACCAUCGCGUGCCAUCUGGAGGACGGCAAGGGGAUGUGGAGCGGCCUCAUCCCCAAAUGUGAAGCUCCGUGUGGGGGCCACUACUCGGGGCCGUCAGGCGUCAUCCUCUCCCCGGGCUGGCCGGGCUACUACAAAGACUCCCUGAGUUGCGAGUGGGUCAUCGAGGCCGAGCCGGGGAGCUCCAUCAAGAUCAGCUUCGACAGGUUUCAAACGGAGCUGAGCUACGACUUCCUGGAAGUGCACGACGGCCCCAACCUGCUCUCUCCUCUGAUUGGCUCGUUCAAUGGUACCCAGGUGCCCCAGUUCCUGUUCAGCAGCAGCAACUUCCUGUACCUGCUCUUCACCACCGACAACAGCCGGUCCAACAGUGGAUUCAAGAUAUUCUUUGAAGUGGUCACGCUGGAUACGUACUCCUGCAUGGACCCUGGCAUCCCGGUGAACGGCCUGCGGCUGAGCCACGACCUUUCCAUCGGCUCCACCGUGACCUUCCAGUGCGACCCGGGAUACAGGCUGAGCCACGAGGAGCCGCUGCUCUGUGAGAAGAACCACUUCUGGAGCCACCCGCUGCCCACCUGUGACGCCUCAUGCGGGGGGGACGUCGCCGGACCCGGAGGCAUCAUCUUAUCGCCCGGCUUCCCCGAGCUGUACCCCAACUCUCUGAACUGCACCUGGACCGUGGAAGUCAGCCACGGGAAAGGAGUCCAAUUCACAUUUUACUCCUUCCACCUGGAGGAUCACCAUGACUACCUCCUGAUAACAGAAAACGGCAGCUUCGCCCGGCCGCUGGCGCGACUCACCGGCUCCGAGAGGCCGUCGCCGGUGAACGCCGGCCUCUACGGGAACUUCAAGGCCCAGAUGCGCUUCAUCUCUGACUUCUCCAUAUCGCUGCAGGGAUUCAACAUCUCCUUCUCUGAGUACGACCUGGAGCCGUGCCAGAACCCCGGCUCGCCGCCGUUCGGCCGCCACACGGGCUCCAGCUUCGGCAUCGGCGACUCGCUGGCGUUCGCCUGCAACGCGGGGUACCGCCUGCAGGGGGCGAGGCAGAUCGCGUGCCUGGGAGGUGGCCGUCGCAUGUGGAGCGCCCCUCUGCCAAGGUGUGUGGCUGAAUGCGGCUCCACGGUCUCCGACAGCGAGGGAGAUAUCCUAUCCCCCAACUUUCCGCUGGACUACGACAACAGCCACGAGUGUGUGUACAGCAUCCACGUGCAGACGGGCAGAGGCAUCAACAUCACCGCCAGCAGCUUCCAGCUCGCCGCCGGUGACGUCCUCAAGGUGUACGACGGCAGAGACGGAGCGGCCGCCCUCCUCGGCUCCUACGGCGGCUCGUCCAUGCGAGGCCUGUCCCUCAGCGGCACCUCCAACGCCCUGUGGCUGGAGUUCUACUCCGACCCGGAGGCCACGGCGCCGGGCUUCAGGCUCUCGUACCACAGCUUCGAGCUCUCCCACUGUGAUGAUCCUGGCGUGCCUCAGUUCGGCUUCAAAGUGGACGACCAGGGUCACUUCGCCGGCAGCGCCGUCUCCUUCGGCUGCGACCGCGGCUACACGCUGCACGGCGGCGGCGUCCUCACCUGCAUGAGCGGCGCCCGCCGGGCCUGGGACAACAACCUGCCGUCAUGUAUAGCGGCGUGCGGGGGCAGCUUCACUGGCGAGUCCACCGGACGCAUCCUGUCCCCGGGGUACCCCUUCCCCUACGACAACAACCUGAGGUGCACCUGGACCAUCGAGGUGAACCCCGGCAGCAUCGUCAGCCUCCAGUUCCUGGCGUUCGACACGGAGGCGUCCCACGACCUCCUGAAGGUGUGGGACGGGCCUCCCGACAUCGAGACUCCUCUGCAGGAGGUGAGCGGCUCUCUGCUGCCGGAGGGGAUCCACUCCACACUCAACGUGGUCGCCGUGCAGUUCGAGACCGACUUCUACAUCACCAAGUCCGGCUUCGCCAUCGACUUCUCCAGUUCUCUAGCCACGGCGUGCAGGGAUCCCGGCAUUCCCAUGAAUGGGAGUCGCAACGGUGAAGGACGAGAGCCCGGCGACCUGGUGACCUUCACCUGUGACCCCGGAUAUGAGCUGCAGGGAGAGAGCAGGAUCACCUGUAUACAAGUGGAUAACAGAUACUACUGGCAGCCCAGCCCUCCCAGCUGCAUCGCUCCUUGCGGUGGGAAUGUGACGGGCUCCUCGGGAUUCCUCCUCUCUCCCAACUACCCUCACCCCUACCCUCACAGCAAGGACUGCGACUGGCUGAUUGCCGUCCACUCCGAUUACGUCAUCUCUUUGGCGUUCAUCAGCUUCAGCAUCGAGCCCAACUACGACUUCCUGUACAUCUACGACGGGCCGGACAGCAGCGCGCACCUGAUCGGCAGCUUCCAGGACAGCAAGCUUCCCGAGAAGAUCGAGAGCACCUCCAACUUCAUGUACCUGGCGUUCCGCAGCGACGGCUCUGUGAGCUACACCGGCUUUCACCUGGAGUACAAAGCUAAGCUGCGGGAGGCCUGCUUCGACCUGGGGAAUGUGAUGAACGGCUCCAGGAUGGGGACCGACUACAAGCUGGGCUCCAUGGUGACGUUCCACUGCGAGGCCGGAUACCAGCUGCAGGGCUACUCCACGCUCACCUGCGUCAUGGGCAACAGCCACAGGCCCGAGUGGGACCGGGCCAAGCCCAGCUGUCAAGCUCCCUGCGGAGGUCACUUCACGGGUUCAGAGGGAACGGUGCUCUCUCCAAACUACCCACGCAACUACACCCGAGGCCAGAGCUGCGUCUACGACGUCUUCGUCCCCGGGGACUUCGUGCUGUUCGGGCAGUUUGUGGUGUUCCAGACUUUGACCAACGACGUGGUCGAGAUCCACGACGGCUCCUCUCCAGAGUCGGCUCUUCUCUCCUCCAUCUAUGGAUCGCACUCAGGGGAGACGCUCCCGCUGAGCUCGGGGAACAAGAUAACGCUCACGUUCACCACCAAUGGAACAGAAACCGCCAAAGGGUUCCACUUUGUGUACCAAGCCGUCCCCCGGACCAGCGCCUCUCAGUGCAGCUCGGUGCCCGAGCCUCGCUCCGGGAAGCGUCUGGGGAACGACUUCGGCGCCGGCAUGGUGGUUCUGUUCGAGUGCAGCCCGGGCUACACGCUGCACGGCGCCACCGCCAUCAGGUGUGAGGCCGUGCCCGGCGCCCUGGCCCAGUGGAACGGCACGGUGCCCACAUGUGUUGUUCCCUGCGGCGGGGCGCUGGCGGACCGGAGGGGCACCAUCCUCUCCCCCGGCUACCCGGAGCUGUACUCCAACUACCUCAACUGUGCCUGGAAGAUCUCCGUCCCCGAGGGCGCCGGCAUCCAGAUCCAAGUCGUGACCUUCGCCACGGAGCACAACUGGGAUUCGCUGGAUUUCUUCGACGGGGUCGACGGCAACGCCCCGAGGCUCGGGAGCUACUCAGGAACAACGAUUCCUCAACUCCUGAACAGCACGUCCAACAACCUGUUCCUGACCUUCCAGUCCGACAUCAGCGUCUCCGCCGCCGGCUUCCACCUGGAGUACACAGCAAUAGGUUUGGAUUCCUGCCCAGAGCCGCUGCCUCUCAGUCACGGCCACAAGCUGGGCGACCGCUACACCGUGGGCGACAUGGUGUCCUUCCAGUGCGACCAAGGCUUCUCCUUACAGGGUAAUGCUUAUAUUACCUGCAUGCCCGGCCCCGUCAGGAGGUGGAACUACCCCGUGCCUCUGUGUUUAGCUCAGUGCGGCGGCUCCUUGACAGACUUCAGCGGCGUCAUCCUCAGCCCCGGCUUCUCGGGGAAUUACCAGAGCAGCCUGGACUGCAGCUGGAGAGUCCAACUCCCCAUCGGCUUCGGGAUCCACCUGCAGUUCCUGAACUUCUCCACCGAGCCGGUUCACGACUACCUGGAGGUGCGCAGCGGGAACCUGGAGACGGGAACCGUGAUCGAUCGGUUCAGCGGCCCCGUGGUGCCCGACGCUCUGUUCAGCACCACCCACGAGACCACGCUGUUCUUCCACAGCGACUACUCCCAGAACAAGCCCGGCUUCCACAUCGUCUACCAGGCGUACGAGCUCCAGAGGUGUCCGGACCCCCGGCCCUUCCGGAGCGGCAUCGUGAUCGGCCAGGACUCCAGCGUGGGGAUGACCAUUUCCUUCGAGUGCCUCCAAGGCUACACUCUGCUGGGAGAGCCGUCGCUCACAUGUCUGCACGGAGUCAGCAGGAACUGGAACCACCCGGUGCCUCACUGCGAGGCGCUCUGCGGCGGGAACGUCACGGCCAUGAACGGCACCAUCUACUCCCCCGGACACCCGGCCGAGUACCCUCACUUCCUGGACUGCAUGUGGACGGUCCGAGUCCCUCCCGGCUACGGCAUCGACAUCAGCUUCUCCGUCCUCAACACGGAGCCCAUCUACGACUACAUCACGGUGUGGGACGGGCCGGACCAGGCCUCUCCUCAGAUCGGUCAGUUCAGUGGUACCUCGGCCCAGGAGGGCGUGUCCAGCACGGCCAAUCAGGUGCUCAUCAAGUUCCACAGCGACUUCAGCACCAGCGGCUUCUUCGUGCUGCAUUAUUACGCGUACCAGCUGAGGACCUGUCAGCGCCCCCCCCCUGUGGCCAACGCCACCUUCCUCAGCGACGAUGAGGAGUUUGAGAUAGGGGACAUCAUCCGGUACUCGUGCCUGCCCGGCUUCACCUUGGUGGGCAGUGAGAUUCUGACCUGUCGCCUUGGAGAGCGGCUCCAGAUGGAUGGACCCCCGCCGCUCUGUCAAGUCCAAUGUCCGGCCAACGAGGUGCGCUUCGACUCCACGGGGGUGAUCCUGAGCCCGGGCUUCCCCGACCACUACCCCAACCUGCAGAUGUGCUCGUGGCUGAUCAACGUGGAGAAGGGCUACAACAUGACGCUGCACUUCGAGCUCUUCCAGACGGAGAAGGAGUUCGACAUCCUGGAGAUAUUUGAUGGUCCCAACAUCUACAGCCAGAGCCUGGCGUCUCUGAGCGGUGACAUUGAGACGCCCUUCAGCCUGACCACGGCCGGCCACCAGCUGCUGCUGCGCUGGUCCUCCGACCACGGCACCAACCGGCGGGGCUUCCACAUCAGAUACGUGGCGCUGUACUGCAGUACCCCGGACUCGCCACAGAGCGGCAUCGUGGUGAGCCAGACCGGGGGUCACCUGAACAGCGUGGUGCGCUGGGCGUGCGACCGCGGCUACAAGCUGAUCGGGUCGCUCUCGGCCGUGUGCAGGAAGAACCUCCACGGCUUCUACGCCUGGGACGCGCCGGUGCCGGCGUGCCAAGCCGUGUCGUGCGGCGUGCCGGGCGCCCCCCUGAAUGGAGGCGUGCUCGCCCUGGACUACUCCGUGGGCACGCGGGUCACCUACUUCUGCAGCGGCGGCUACCGGCUCUCCUCCAAGGAGCUCACCACCACGCUGUGCCGGCCGGACGGCGGCUGGAGCAACCACAACAAGGUGCCCCGCUGCAUCGUCAUUUCCUGCGGGGAUCUUCCGACGCCUCCGAACGGGAAGAGGAUCGGGACCCAGACCACCUUCGGAGCGUCGGCCAUCUUCAGCUGCAACCUGGGCUUCGUCCUCAGCGGCGCCGCCGUGAGGGAGUGCCUCCUCUCCGGCCUCUGGAGCGGGGCGGAGACUCGCUGCCUGGCCGGUCACUGCGGCCUGCCGGAGCAGAUCGUGAACGGCCAGGUGAUCGGGGAGAACUUCGGCUACAGAGACACGGUGGUCUACCAGUGCAACCCCGGCUUCAGGCUCAUCGGAUCCUCAGUGAGGAUCUGCCAGCAGGACCACGACUGGUCCGGACAGAUCCCGGUCUGCAUCUCCGUCACGUGUGGCCACCCCGGCAGCCCGAUCUACGGCCGCACCACGGGCGACGGCUUCAACUCCAACGAUGUGGUGCGCUUCUCCUGCAACAGAGGCUACACCCUGGAGGGUCCGUCCAGCGCCCAGUGCCAGGCCAACCGGCAGUGGAGCCGGCAGCUGCCCACAUGCAGAGUGGUGAACUGCACCGACCCCGGCAUCCCCGCCAACUCCAUCCGGGAGAGUAAGAUCGAGCACGGCGUCUUCACCUUCGGCAGCGUGGUGUUCUACGACUGCAACCCCGGCUACUUCCUGUUCGGCUCGCCGGUGCUCAGCUGCCAGCCGGAGGGCCGCUGGGACAAGCCGCUCCCCGAGUGCAUCGAGGUGGACUGCAGCCACCCGGGCGCCCCCCCCCACGCCGUGAUGAGCGGCGACUCCUUCACCGUCGGCUCCACGGUGCGCUACACCUGCUCCGGAGAGCGGCAGCUCGUCGGAGACUCGGCCCUCACCUGUCAGCUGAACGGACACUGGAGCGCCCCGCUGCCCCACUGCUCAGGCAGCUCGGCGGACGCCUGCGGGGACCCCGGCACGCCGGUCCACGCCACCAGGGAGGCGGGGAACAUGAAGGUGCGCAGCAAGGUGCGCUUCACCUGCGCCGUGGGACACAUGCUGUACGGCUCGGCCGAGAGGAUCUGCUUCCCCAACGGGACGUGGUCGGGCCGGCAGCCCUUCUGCAAGCCGGUGCAGUGUGGGAACCCGGCCACGCCGGCUCACGGCCGCGCGGCCCGCGUGGACGACACCACCUUCUCCCACGCCGUGGUGUACUCCUGCCUGGAGGGCUACUUCCUCAGCGGCGCGCCCUCACGCCAGUGUCUGGCCAACGCCACGUGGUCAGGGACGCCCCCCAACUGCACACUGAUCACCUGUGGCGACCCCGGGCUCCCGGCCAACGGGCUGCGGCUGGGCGACGGCGUGUCGGUGGGGCAGAGCGUAACCUUCGCCUGUCAGCUGGGGUACGUGGCGGACGGCGCCGUCACCCGGACCUGCACCAACAACGGCACCUGGAGCGGCGCCCUGCCGGCAUGCCGAGUGGUGACGUGUCCGCCACCUCCACCCGUACGCAACGGCCUGCCGGAGGGCUCGGUCCUGGAGUGGGGAACCAGCGUGAGCUACAGCUGCCUCCCGGGCUACGAGCGGUCCUUCCCUGCUGUGCUCACCUGCACCGGGGGCGGGGCGUGGAGCGGAGAGCUGCCCCAGUGCCUGCCCAAGUUCUGUGGAGACCCUGGUACGCCUGCCAGAGGGCGGAGGGAAGGACGCAGCUUCAUCUACAAGUCGGAGGCGGCGUUCGGCUGCGGCGCCCCCUACCUGCUGGUGGGCUCCAGCUCACGCGUGUGCCAGGAGGACGGCACCUGGAGCGGCUCCCAGCCGCGAUGUAUAGAGCCCACGAGAACCACCUGUGAAAACCCAGGGACGCCCGAGCACGGCUCCAUGAACUACACCACCGGCUUCAAGGUGGGCAGCCGAGUGGAGCUGCAGUGCCAGCAGGGACACCUCCUGCAGGGCUCCACCAGCCGCCUGUGUCUGCCCGACCUCACCUGGACCGGCCUCCAGCCCAGCUGCAUCCCUCACUCCUGUAAGCAGCCCCGGACUCCGGCCUACGCUGACGUGCUGGGUCUGGAGCUGCCCUCCUACGGCUUCACCCUGGUGUACAGCUGUCAGUCCGGCUACUUCCUGUCCGGCGGCUCGGAGCACCGAGUCUGCCGCUCCGACGGCAGCUGGACCGGCAAGGUGCCCGUGUGCAGAGUCGGGUCCAAGUCACAUGAGAAGACAGUGAAAGUCUCUCCGGGGACGGCGAGCCAUCAAGUCCACGUCCCUGACGACGUGUUCGCCUGUGACUUCGUGUGGAAGGGUUCCUACGACUACCGCGGCCACAAGCAGCCCGUGGCGCUGACCGUCACCAGCUUCAACGCCUCCACGGGGAAGGUCAACGCGACCUUGACCGACAGCAGCAUGGAGUUCCUGCUCUCUGGAGUGUAUAAGCGCCAGGAGGCUCGCCUGAUGCUGCUGCUGCACCAGAUGCGAGCGCUGGCCCACAGCUCUCUGAGCCGGGUCACCGAGGAGAGCUGGGCCAUGGACGGAUACGUGUCGGGCGAGCCGGAGGGCGGCAGCUACGUGUUCCAGGGCUUCAUCCCGGGGAAAGACUUCGGACCGUUUGGACUCCAGAGACUCGGUCCGAGAGUGAGAGAGAAUGUGACCCUCGCCGACCCCGACGCCGCCGGCUCCACCAACAGCAGCUCUGUUGCGGUGGCCAUCCUCGUGCCUUUCUUUGCCCUCAUCUUCGCCGGCCUCGGCUUCUACCUCUACAAGCAGCGGAAAACGGACAAAGCUCAGUACACGGGAUGCUCCGUCCACGAGAACAACAACGGCCAGGCCGCCUUCGAGAACCCGCUGUACGCCAACACCAAGGCGGCCGAGGGGAAGGUGGUCCGCUUCGACCCCAACCUCAACACCAUCUGCACCAUGGUGUGAUGUCCACUGAGGACACACACAUAGAGAGAGAGGGAGGAUACAACUUCUCCUGGUUUGCUUCACAUUAAUAUAUAUAUGGACAUGUUUAUAUUUUUCUUACAUCAAAGACGACAUAAAGACGUAUAAAGCACACUUCUAGCAACGUGACGGCAGGAAGAAGAGGAGGGAGGAGGGGGGGGGUCUUCCUGCAGGAGGAGAUCAGAGUUCUUUACACUCAGUGAGUGUCGGCUGAUGAACGAGCCUCUGGCAGAGACUUGGAGCGUGUUCUGCUCUGUUCUCAGAACACAAAGGGUUACUUCACGAUACCAAACCACUAUUUGAAACCUCUGCUCUGGGAGGAAACGGCUCGGAGCUUCUUCACGUUCGUCUCACUCAUUUAUUUAAAUGUCGUCCUCUCGGGGGUGAGAGUCCUCAGCUGUGAUCUUCACUCCCAUCUUUAGAGUCUCCUUGACAAGCAGAGGAGACGAGGAGGUGGAGAGGAAGCUGCUCUCUGAACGGUGUGUGCAAAGUGAUGCGGUGAUUAUCCUGUCGCUCUUCACGCCUCCUCCUCCUCCUGAUGAAGACCACGGCCGGGCCUUUAGUUACCGAAGAGCAGGAAAGAAACCCUGCGGAGUCGGUUGGGCCGCCGCCCUCUGGCUGUGCUCAGGCUCUCUGGGGAGGAGGUGCUCUACAUGUGGGCUGUGAACAGAAACCUGGUUCUGUUCACGGAGAGCUGCUCCUCAGUCAUUACUCACGUGGGCCUCAUCCACCGAGUUGACCCGGCUCUGAUGUAUUUAUCUUUGUGUCCCAUAUAAACCAAAUGAAUCCCCCCCCCUUACCCACAACCCUGUACCCAUCAAGAGUCUCACAGUCGGUCUUCCGGCUCUCUCCGGGUUCAGGUUCUGAGGCAGUGAGCUCCUGGAACACGAAGCUCCUUUUACUCCAGAUUCUUUUGGGGAGCCUCCGUCAGAGAGCUCUGUCUCCUGCUCUGAGACACGCGACGAAUGACUAACGAGAACGGGCACUCGGUAGAGCGCAUACCUUCGCCGCUGCCACUUUCUUGGUAUCUUUUCAUGACCUUGACCUUUGACCUGAUAGAUCCCAAAAUCUAAUCAAAUGGUCCCCGGAUAAUAACCAAUCAUCCCACCAAAUUUCAUGAGAUUCGGUUUAAUACUUUUUGAGUUAUGCGAGUAACACGCAUACAAAUAAAUAAAUACACAGCGAUCAAAACAUAACCUUCCGCAUUCUCAGAAUGCGAAGGUCAUAAUAUGGCAUAAAGGUUACUCCCUGAACUUCACUGAACCGUCUCAUGUACAGGAUACAUGAAACGUGCACACCUCAACACGAGCCCCUCCCCCGUCCAGCCAGCACUGAGGAGCACUGAGCAUCUCAGCUCCGUCCUGCAGGCGUCACCACCGUCUGGCCCACUGUGUGUUUUAAGGAGGGUUGAGCAUCCGCUGCAGCCCCCAAGCUAGUGGUAGGAAGUGGUACUGCAGCGCUCUGGCUGCGUGGCGUCGGCUGAGAGGAGCUCUCUCGGCUGUGGGCUGCAGUACCACUUCCUACCACUAGCUUGGUUUCCUGUCAUUGCUCGUACAUUUUGUACAUUUAUACAGUUUUUAAUACUUGACGGCAUUCUCUAGCAAGAUGUCUUGUGUUAUCGAUAUGUAAUAUAUUUUGCAAGUUCAUGUUUCCUAUGGAUGAGAGAAGAAGAGCAGCUGGUCAAACAGCAUCCAGCGGCAGGUCGGUCCCCCACACACACUCAUCAUCCACCAGCACACCUGUGUCUAUGAAUAUGUACAUAUGACAGACGUUUUGUAAAGAGUUAUAUUUUUUAUGCGGAAAAUAAAGCAUUUGUAAGUUAUUGAAUAUGUUGUGUAAAGUUUCACAUGUAAAUGUCACGCAAGGUCAACAAAAUGUUUUGUAUUUUUUCUUUAUCGGCAAUGUACAAAUCCUUAAUUUAUAUAUAAAAGAUGAAAUAACGAA